AUGCCUCCUAAGAAGAAGAUCGCAGACGAAGGUGCUGAGGCUGGCGGUGAUGGCAAGUUCAGCUGGACCGCAGAUAAUGAGCGCACACUCUUGUUACUGACCAUGGGACGCACCAUCACCUCGGACGACCAUCACAAGCUCGUUGUGGCCUUGCCUCCCGGCACUAACUGGAACGCGAUUCGCCAACGUUUCGGCAAGAUGCGCAAGGAGCAGCGUGCACGCAUGGAGGAGCUCGGCUGGACACUACCCGAUGGUGCCACUGAAACUCCUACUAAGACACCUACCAAGUCUCCGAAGAAGCGUACUGUUGCCACUGAGAAGAGCGAUGAGGGUGGUGAUGCUGAGGCCGAAUCUCCUACCAAGAAGCCGCGCGCUCGCAAGUCUCAGAAGCAGAUUGUUAAGAAAGAGACUGAGGAGAUGCUUUUCAACGGCGAGGUAGAAGACGCUGGUGUCAAGGGGGAGGGACCUGUUACGCCGCGCAAGAAUACUACUUCUAAAGCUACUACGCCUAAGAAGAGGGCUGCUCUUAGUGCAGAUAGUAAUAACGAGGGAGAUAGUAGUAAAGACGACAUACUAAAGGCGAAGAAGGGGAGAGGUAGGAGACUAAAAGCUGAAGUUAAGGAGAAGAGCGUAGAAAAGGAGAGUGUUAAAGAGGAUAGCGAGAAAGAUGUUAAGGUUAAAUAA
Alternaria burnsii is the source of this 684-nucleotide messenger RNA. RefSeq lists its product as uncharacterized. The coding region runs from base 1 to 684 and encodes 227 amino acids. The record is from RefSeq and is a predicted model, not a curated record. NCBI's taxonomy places the organism in Eukaryota, Fungi, Ascomycota, Dothideomycetes, Pleosporales, Pleosporaceae. The transcript has 5 exons.